Molecule: messenger RNA, 318 nt
Organism: Blumeria graminis f. sp. triticale
Lineage: Eukaryota; Fungi; Ascomycota; Leotiomycetes; Helotiales; Erysiphaceae
Source: the annotation of a GenBank genome assembly
AUGUCUGAAAGGAGCGAGCCAGCGACAAUUGCGGGCGCCAAUAAAAAAUUGCGCGAACACAUUGACCAACAAAACGAGUCCAACGAUAGGAUCAAACAGCAAUUUGAAAAGCUCGAGAGCCUAGUGUGUUCGCAAACUGACAUCGCCAUACACCAAGCUGAACAGAGCAAGAAAACGGCUGAAAGGAUGGUCCGCAUAGAAGCAAUGCUGUACGAUAUGAAAGCAAGCCUCAAGGCAAUCCAAUCAAGAAGCCAACUAAUUAAGCUCUCAAUGUCCGAUACCUCCGACCCGACAAAGGAAAGGCCCCGGCAAAGCUAG